AUGUAUUAUAUGCUUUGGGUGGAACUGCUUUACAACCAUUAACUUUUAUCUGGAAUAGAAAGUGCCCUCAUUGCUCGGUUACUCUUCUUAUAUGUGAACUGAUAGAAUUUUGUUGUAAUCAUGGCAAGUGUAUCUUAUCUUCAUUACCAGCUUAUUCAAUGGAUAUGGAUAACAUUCUCAAUGAUCGCAAUAUUAGCACUCUUUCUCGAAAACUUAAUGCACUCUUUUCUUUUAUGACAAUUGGCGUACAAG
Racocetra fulgida is the source of this 252-nucleotide messenger RNA. The record is from the annotation of a GenBank genome assembly. NCBI's taxonomy places the organism in Eukaryota, Fungi, Glomeromycota, Glomeromycetes, Diversisporales, Gigasporaceae.